AUGUCGAGCUCUCAGUUCGCCACGCAUCAAGAUGCCGCGCCCGCGCCACCAGACAAUAAUGCAGCAAACCCCCCACGAAAGAGGAGGAAACGCGCACCUGCUGCUGGCGCAGCUGUGGACUGCUUCACCUGUACAAGUCGCAGUGUCAAUUGCGACCGGCGGAGACCGUACUGUUCCCGGUGCUUGGAUGACGGGAAAGACUGUGCUGGCUACAAAACUCAAUUGACCUGGGGGAAUGGAGUGGCAAGUCGAGGCAAGCUGCGUGGCCUUUCACUGCCCAUCGCAGGCACUCAGAAGCUUCCGCAGUCCGGUUCACCACCCAGACCGAAGAAGAGACCUUUGCUGCCACCAUCUUCGCCCCGUCCACCUCAGCUACAACACAUUCUCAAUGCUGCCCCAGAAAUUCACCCUGUUCCCUCUCCGGCUGUGCGAGACCCGGAUUCUACUACCAACGGCAAUGCACCCUUCCGCUUUGGUCUGUCGCAUCCUCCCCCAGUUCCACCCUCUUAUCCUACGACUACUGGUUCAUGGAGCCCACAACCAGAACUUCCCAGCGUCAAGAUAGAGCCGAGCGUCUCUUCAUAUCCAGCUUCAUCUUGGGCACCAUCCGUUGUCCACGGUGCCUCUACUGGCGCUAGUCUUAGACGGCCCAGCGCUGCGUACAGCGGAAGCGACCGAGUGUCCCCUAUGUCUUACUCUGCGCCAUCGCCCGAAUCAGCAUACUUCACACGAGUCUUGAACCACACGACGACAGGUAUGCCGGCCACACUGCCCCCAUAUCCCGACUCACCUCAACUCGCCUCCCCAUUCGGUGGCUCCUUUCCCGACCACAGGCAGUUUCACAUUUACCAGAGACAGGACGACGAUAUUUUUCACAACGAAUCACCUGCCCAGUCACUUCUGCCCCAAAAGGUGGAAGCAUCCCACGUCCAGAACAUCGACGAAGCUGUUGAUGAAGAAGUCGAGGAAGUCCCUCGACUCAAGUUUGAAAAUGAAUGUGCCAUUGUGGAAGAUGAUUCUGCAAUAGGCUUUCCACAAUGGUCGCUCCACAACGACAGCCUUUCACUCUCGCCUUUUGCAGGCUUUACAGCUAUUGGAGCAACUCCACGAAUACAGUACCUUAUACAGUAUUACACUGAGGUCAUAUCGCCUGUGAUUGUAGCCUUUGACGGCCCUUCCAAUCCGUAUCGGACACAGAUUUUGCGGCUAGCGGGAAGGAGCGAAACCCUCCAGCACGCCAUAGCUGCAUUGGCGGCGAGUAACCUGAGACAACGGCGGGAAACAGGAUUAUCUACGGGCAAGACGGAUCCCGCGAGGCGGUCAUCCAUGGCUCAUCUCACUCUCACGCAAGAGGAGUGGCAUGAGACAGGCUUGUUGACUCCGCAAGAGCAAGCACGUGAGGAAUCACUGCAUAAAGGGAUUGCCAUCCAAUCCCUCAACAUGCAGCUUGCUAAUCCUCUACAACGAAUGGACGAUUCGAUUUUGGCAACACUACUUAUUCUGUGUCUAUUUCAUAUUUGCGAUUCGGGGGUUGCAAAGUUCCGUACACAGUUCGCUGGCGUCAAGAAACUCCUUGCCUUGCGCAAGAAUGACCCAGGGCUGAACACGAGGGAGGCGAAAUGGUUUACACGGAUGUUUACAUGGUUUGAUGCCAUGACUGCUACGGUCAAUGAUCGUGAGGGACAGCUUCAGGGCUACCACCUGGAUGUGUCCGCCCUCUCGGACGAGGAAUGGGCAUUGGAGAACCUUGCUGGUUGUGAUGGGAAUCUGUUCAAGGUCAUUGCUAAAUUGGGCAGGCUGAAUGUGUUGAGUCAAGGCAGAUCUGUUGAAGAAAGUCCCGCUAUUGUAUCUCGGCCUCUGCCCACGAUGCCAUCGGUACUCAAUUUUGACUAUAGCAAAUUCGAUGGCAAUGGAUGGAUGCGGAUCGCUGAGGAUGAGGAACUGUUCUCCAGCAAAGUCACGGAGCCCGAUGUGAAGACGCAGUUCUGGCGAGAAUGGAGGGAAAUUCGGCAGGCAUUAUUGUCCUGGCAGCUGGAUACCACCGUUCUCGAUCGCCCGACCCCGGGAGCACCCUAUUUGACCGAUGAGCAGCGCAUUGACCUCGGCAAUAUAUCUGAGUCCUUCAGAUAUUCUGCACUGUUGUAUACGGAGCGCUUAGCCCAUCCACGGGCUCCCAGUACGGAGCCGGCUAUUCGCGGUUGGGUGCGGGAGUGCCUGAAGUACAUCAAAGCUGUCAAGUCGGACGUCUACCUCCUUUGGCCUUUGUUCAUCACAGGCAGCGAGUGCGUGGAUGACCUUGAUCGUGAGGUGAUUCGUCAACGAUGCCUGGAUAUCCAGAAAGACAGUGGCUUCCUCAACAACAAGAGCUGCUUGGAGCUUUUGGAAAAGGUGUGGCGCGCCUAUGACGACAAGAAGAAACAGAGUGAGCACGCGGAGUCCGAUGGACAUGCGGAUAACGAAACUGGCUUCAGGUUCACGACUAUUAUGAAAAUGGAGAGCAACGAGGGCGAGUAUAUUGUCGUCUGA
Messenger RNA from Fonsecaea multimorphosa CBS 102226, 2526 nucleotides. RefSeq lists its product as uncharacterized. Lineage: Eukaryota; Fungi; Ascomycota; Eurotiomycetes; Chaetothyriales; Herpotrichiellaceae. Gene Ontology annotation, biological process: positive regulation of transcription by RNA polymerase II. Bases 1 to 2526 code for a protein of 841 amino acids. Gene Ontology annotation, cellular component: nucleus. Gene Ontology annotation, molecular function: zinc ion binding; DNA-binding transcription factor activity, RNA polymerase II-specific; transcription cis-regulatory region binding. The record is from RefSeq and is a predicted model, not a curated record. The transcript has a single exon.